GGAGGCUCCAGUCCAGAGGAACAAACUGCGGAGACUGAGCGCUGCACUAGCACGCGCACACACACACUGACUCGCAGACACGCGCGCACGCACACACGUAACACAACAGACCGGAGAGACGCUCGUGUUUUGUUGUGAAGUGAGUAAAGAGCCGAGGCGCAACGAAGCGUGGCGAAGAAGGAGAAGAAGAAAGAGAAGAAGAAGAAAGAGAAGAAGAAGAAGAAGUGGUCUCAGCGCAGCUCCGAUGAAACGACAAAGAGAGCCAUCAUGUGAAAGAACUUAACGUGGGAAACGGACGACAGGGGCUGGAAUACGAGCGGAAGAGAAAGUCAAAGGGCGUGAGCGGAAUGUCCGUGGAUGUGAAGCCUGAAGCCCCCAUGUAUGUGUAUGAGUCGACGGUUCAUUGUACCAAUAUCCUCCUCUGCCUCAACGACCAGCGGAAGCAGGAUAUCCUGUGCGAUGUGACCGUCCUGGUGGAGGGCAAGGAGUUCCGCGGGCACCGGUCCGUGCUGGCCGCUUGCAGCGAGUAUUUCCUCCAGGCGCUGGUGGGCCAGGCGGAGAAUGGCUUGGUCGUUAGCCUUCCUGAAGAGGUCACUGCCAGGGGAUUUGCCCCAUUGUUGCAGUUUGCCUACACUGCUAAGCUGUUACUCAGCAGAGAAAACAUCCAGGAGGUCAUCCGCUGUGCCGAAUUCCUGCGCAUGCACAACCUCGAGGACUCAUGCUUUCGCUUCCUGGAAGCUCAACUGCGCAGUGAGAAUGAUGGCCUGCUGCCCUACCACAAGGUGGCUGCUGUGGCAAACAACACAGAGGAUGAGAGCAUGCAGCCAGAGACGGAAAGGUCCCCUAGGGCGCAAAAGUGUGCUGAUGCCCUUACCUCCUUUCGAUGCCCUGACAAUGAUCGGCUAGCAAUUGCUAUUCCAAGUAACUUCACGGAUGGCCGGCUGGACUUUGAUAGACAUGGAGUGUCAGACCUGCCACGAUGCCCCAAGUACAGAAAAUACCAGUGGGCUUGCAACAAGCACAAUAAUGACAACUCCUCACACACCAGUACCUCAGGUUUUCCAAGCACAUUAAAGGAGAGCAGCAUUGGUGGGGCAGUGGCAGGUCAGGGGAAGCUGCCUUUGGCACAGAUCAAAGUUGAGCCACAGGUUGAAGAAGAAGCCAUCUCAUUGUGCCUGUCAGGGGAUGAGCAGGAUGUCAGGGAUAGGGACAUUGUGACAGCUAUGGAGAUGGAUAACCCAAUAUCUAUUGAAAGAACCAAGAGAACCAAGUCUCCUUCAUGCCUCCGAACCCUCUUCAAGAAAGGGGUGGACCUGCCCAGCCUGCCCAACACAUCACAGCAGCUUUUCGCAAACAGACUUGUUUGCCUCCAGGACAAAGGAAACUCUCAGGGAGAUCAUAAAAAAGACUUAGGGCCUUUCACUGGGGAGCUGGGUCUGUCUCUUACAUCCCCAAAGGACAUGGACGGUUUCCCAGCAGGGUUGUCUCUCAAAUCUGCUUCCUGUGAUGGGGUCUGCAAACAGGAAGUUGAGCUAGACCGUCGUAGUGUCAUAUUUUCCUCAGGGGCCUGCAAACGUCUGGGAACCCCAGCGCAUUCCUACCCAGGAGGGAACUCUUUGGAGAUGGAGCUCUCUGAGCACAUGCCAAAGGGCCUUUGGGCUGGAUCCAGCCAGUCUCUCCCCACCUCCCAGACCUUUUCUCCCAGCACCACCUCCACUGAACCUCCACUUCUAUGCCGCCCACGGCCCAACACCAGCUGCCCAGUGCCAAUCAAAGUUUGCCCGCGCUCGCCAACUUGUGAGACACGCACCAGGACUUCCAGCUCCUGCUCCUCAUACUCCUAUGCGGAGGACGGCAGUGGAGGCUCUCCCUGUAGCCUACCACAAUUUGAGUUCUCCUCUUCACCAUGCUCCAAUGUGGCACGCUGCCUCAAUGUGGACCAGCAGGAGCAAAGUGUGGGAGGGGAUACCCUUUUUAACCAAGGGCAGCCCAAGAUCAAAUGUGAGCAGUCGUACGGCACCAACUCUAGCGACGAGUCAGGGUCCUUCUCAGAGGGAGACAGCGUACAGGAGCGGGGUCCAGAGGUGAAGCUCCCUUUCCCCGUAGAUCAAAUCACAAAUCUUCCAAGGAAUGACUUCCAAAUGUUGGUGAAAAUGCACAAACUGACCUCGGAGCAGCUUGAGUUCAUCCAUGACGUGAGGCGGCGGAGUAAGAACCGCAUCGCCGCACAGCGCUGCCGCAAGAGGAAGCUGGACUGCAUCAUGAACCUGGAGUGUGAGAUCAGGAAGCUGGUCUGUGAGAAGGAUAAGUUGCUGACAGAGAGGAACCAGCUGAAGGCCUGUAUGGGGGAACUGUGGGAGAACUUCUCCUGCCUGUCCCAAGAAGUGUGCCGGGACGUCCAGCUGAGCCCCGAGCAGGUCCAGUCUCUAAACCACUACUGCCCCGUGCUGCGGCCCGGCAACUCCAAUGCGGGCAACAAUGGUGGGCAUGAGCCGGAGCCCCCCUGUAGCCCCGCCCCCGGCACCAACGCCAGCCCCCUCACCACCAGCAUCGACCUCACCACCCACUCAGGCUCGGCAACGCCGGAACCAAGCUUCCACGGGUCCCCCGGCCCCUUGGAGAGAGAGCCUGACGUGGCCGUCAGGAACGGGGCUGUGAAAGAAAUGGACGGCCAAGACGCCAGCUUGUUCACAAAGUCAGGGCUGUCCACUGGAAAAACCAACCAGACGGUGACAGUUGAUUUUUGCCAGGAAAUGACUGACAAAUGUACAACUGACGAGCAGCCAAGGAAGGACAUUACUCAGUAGUGGUGGUUCUCUGUUUUUUUUUUUUUUUUUUUUAUUAUUAUUUAAUUUUAAUCUUCAGACAAACCCUCUGUCAGGGUUGUUGAGAUGUCGGCCUCUCCCAGUGUUCACUGAAAAACAAGCUUUUUAUGUAUUUAUGUCUUUUUGUGCUGUUUUAUUUUGUUUUUGUUUGUUUUGAACGGUUGACACUAAAGUUGUCUUAACAGCAGCAAUACUGUUCUCCAGGUAUUUUCCUCUUAUUAUGACAGAGUGGGAACUUCUCACCAAACCCUUACAAUGGUGCUACAUUCGGCCCAGCAGCAACCUCUUCAGUGGAGACUCUGCUCUUCAUGUGUCGCUCGUCACAGUUCAACCUCAUCGGACCUAAACAGCAGCUCUCUGCGUCGCUCUGUGUACCAACAGCAUCUCUGCUUCUGCCUUUCUCUCUCCCGCCUCCUCCUUCUCUUUCUUUCCCACUCUGUUUUUUAACAAUCUUCUCUACCUCUCUCUGUCUCACCCUCUUCCUGUCUCUCUCUCUCUCUCUCUGCGGUCUCUUCUCUCAAUAUAUCUUAGUGGCCCUUUUCGUCACAGCAAUUCAAACUCAGGAAUAGAAAUAAAAAAAAUCCUCUGAAUGUUCAACGGAAUUCAUGAAAAAUGAGAAUACAGUUUCUGUACACGAGGAAGUUAACGAUGCAGAUAGACUGUAAAAUGUUCAUAUGCAAAAAAGAAAGAAGAAAAAAAAACACGUCUUCAAGCGUCUCACAUUUGUAUUUCUGUACAGGAGAACUUUGUACAGGCUGCGACCGAUAACAUUCCUCCUUUGCCUUCCUCAGCACUGAAUUGAAAGGAAAAAAAAAUGUUUUUUGCAGGUGGUUAAAUUACUAUUUUUUAUUUCCCACUCAUCAGCAAUACCAUUGUAUUUGGGUGUUGUAACAGUGACUGACUUUUCAAGUGCUUGUUUGGCAGAAUUGUACAUAGUCUGGAGCAUGAUGACUGUAACAGUGAUUUUGUACAGGUAGAGGCUUAGAUGUUUCUUUUUCACCGGGGUUAUAUCAAGCACCUUUUUGCUAAGGGAAAAUCUUUGCUUUGCUGUUUCCUGUCCUGCCUAAUGAAUAUUCCCCGUCAUGGUGGGUGUUCUUAUACUCAGGAAAUCAGCUCGAUACACAUGUAGACACUCACACACACACAACAGCACAUACAGACCCAUGCGUCAACACCCGUGUAAAAUUGUUAAGCCCAAUGCAUGUAUAAAAGUUAGACAUUCAAGAUGUUCUCUGUAGUGCGCAGCUCAGGCCUGCUCCUCUCCACCUUUGACUCCUCUUUAAAUGUGAAUUUGACUUGUGUUUUUUGGGGUAAAUCUUAUUUCUUAUCAGUAUUUAAAGAUGCUAUUCAUGUGCACUCGCGCAGACAUGUUUGGGGUUUCUUCAGUGUUGCCGUUUGACAGCGAAAAGUGCAGCCACCAUCGAUGUGUCAAAUACUCUCCUUUUUUCAAAUUGAUCCUGAAUAAUAUAUAAACCUCUUGACAAAAAGAUUUUAAGAAAUCAGUAAAUUGGACUUUAUUCAGACACUUUGUUUUCCGGCCAUGGAGCCAUUUAGCACUUCAAUGAGGCGCUUUGUCCUUGUUUCAGAAAAAGUCUGAGACUGGAGCACUUAAAUUGGCACUUCAAGAGGAAAAAUCACGUUUAUUUGAUUAUAUGAAUAUACAGUAAAGAAAAUCCCAAGGAAGGAAACGUAUCUGAAACUUAAAUCCAAGAGGAAUCUAAGGUUUUAGAAGAAGAGUGUUCACACCUUGUAUUAGUUUGUCUUCAGGACUUGAAUAAGCUAAUUCAGAAUUCAUUGGAUGUGAAAGCAGUGUAAGUGUCGUCAGAACAAUUAAGCAACAAUCAUAUAAGAUAGAAACAUGUUUGCCCUGAUAGUGCAUUUGUUUGAACAUCUACUUUGUGAUGUGUGUGCAUGCUGCCUAUAGCUGUUUGGCCUAGUUAGUUUGUCCAGCUUCUGUUUUACCCCGCAAGUUCUCUGCGGAGCAGUCCGCUUUUAAAAUUAUUCUUUUUAAAUCUAUAUAUAAAUAUCUAUAUUUCUAUGUAUAAACAAGCUGAAUUAUCACAACUCUCACUGGAGGCUGGCUUUUACGUACAAGCAGAGCCACGCUCUAGUGCAAAGGUGGAGUUCAAUUGGAAUGUGAAACUUUGUUUGUUGCUCUUUAAAGCCCCAAUCCAAAAUGACACUCCUGUUAGAGUAUUAGAGCUCAUGUGAGAUUAAUAGAGAGCAUAAACUAAUGUCAUGUCCGCCCCUGUUCCACUGGCUUAUCUUACCCUUCUGUCACAUGUUAUUAUUGAUUGGUAUCUACUACAGUACUCUGUAUUACAUGUAGUUCAAACGUGUAUUAAUUUAACAACAUUAGCUUCAAGCAACAAUUAUAUUAUAUGUAACAUAUUAUAAUUUGUAAGUAUAUAGGACAUUAAACAGAUUACUACACCUACAAUUAGACAAACAAAAAUAUUAUAUUUGUAUACAUACUGUAAAGUGGAAUUAUACAACCAAAUAAAUGAUACAACCACAUAAGUGUUAGCAAUAUAGAUACAACCAUUCAGUGCAUCUACGGAGCGCUGACUCUGCAGUUGAAGAAAUGAGAAAAUCUCACUGACAUUUUGUCUUACUAAAAAUGCUGGACACAUAAAAUAGCUAAAUAAUGUGUUGUGUGAAUCAUGCACAGUCAUUGCUGAAUAUUUAAAUAACUUACCACACCAGGUCCUUAUUCUAAUACGAAGUACUGUAGUAGAUACUAAUAACCUUUGAAUAUGAAUAUCUUCUGUAGCAGGAAAGUUAAGGGUAUAACUAAGCUAAGCAAGCCACACCCCCUUACAUGUACCAACUCCCUCACCCAGUUUCGUGAUUUUACUUUGGUACAUGAGUUGUGCUGCUGGAUGGUGUCGUUACUCUUUAAAUUGAAUUCCCAGAAAAAUGUAUGGGGACAUGUUGUUGCCAAAUAGAUUUCGGACUCGGGCUUUAAAGUUUGAACAAAAUAUUUUGAAGUUUUAACCCUAAUUUUUACUGAUGUACAUUUUUUGACUUUAAAAUAGUAGAUAAGAAAAUGAUCUGACAUGACUCUAAGUGUAUUUUAUGAACCUGUUUUUUAAAUUGUUAUAAUACCCAUCUCUAUUUUGUAGAGUACAUUGACCCGCAAGCGCACAAACACAUGCACACAUGCCGUACACACACAUAUACAUAUGAUACACACACAGUACAUACGUGGUGGCACAGCCUGGGUGCAGAGCAGUAGUGAUUAUUCAUUGACUGGUGUGGUUUCUCUUGUCCUCAACCCUUUUUGUAUACUGUUUAUGCUUUUUUCAUUCUUGUACUUGUAAUUGAAGCUGAACAGUAUUUACCCAUGUGGCCGCUCUACCGGGUUAAAGCCAGAAAAUUGUUACAGAAGCUUCUUCUCUGCAAACAUUUUCUUUUUGUGUGCUUUUUCAUAUGCUUGAUGUUAAAAUGAAGAACCCUGGUGUUGCAUUGGGGAGCACAGACUCUUUCACCUUGUGUUUUUCUGUCUGGAGAAAGUUCAUUCAUGAAGUUUGUCCUGUAACCAUUGUAACAAAGGAGCCUUGAGAUGUGCUUGAUAUGCUACAAUGAAGAACUUCUGCUACCCUCACAGACCUGCUCUGUGUUGCUAAUUCAACUUAACAAACCCUAGAGGAAGAAGCAGGCAAAAUAACACCUCUGAAUUACACUCUCCCGGCAGAAAAGCCUUUUAUCCUGAGCUCUUUGAGUCUUGCUACAUGCCCCAACACUGACGUGUUGGUAAAGUUACAGUGUAAUCCUCCAUCCAUCCUCAGCUUCAGUGGUGGAUUCCAGGAAAAACUGUCUGGAUGCACCCUGGAGACUGAGGAAAUCUGUCUCUUGAGAUUUAUUUUUCCAUUCUACUAAUGAAACAAUAGAGGAAUUUUGUUUAUGGUGCUCAUGUCACUGGAUAAUAUUGAGAAACAAAAAAGCUCCUUGCCCCGCCCCUCCGGAUAAUUGUGCAGCUCUAUAGUUCCAAUGAUUAUGUACACAAAACCAAUUUUCCAGUCGCCUCAAUUGUUUUGUGUUGUCGGCAGAAAUCUCAAACGACCUCAGAGCUUUGGCAAACGAAAACAAGACACAGUUCAUUAAGUGACAAAAAUGUGUUCGUCUUUUGGAUGAAACAACUGCUAAAGUUGCUCAGGGAGCCGAGCAUGACUUUGACUUUGAGCUUUUUCAAGUAAAAACUAAUCCAUUAGAAUGUUGAUAUAAUUUAAAGCCACAUUCAUUGAUUUGUUCGGCCACUUGGGGGCAGCAGAACAAGUAAAAAGGCAUUAUCUAUCAGGAGGUUAAUUUGGCUCAUUUACACAUCCAGCAGAUACGGGGUGAAAUGUUUGUGUACAUUUGAUGCAUGUUAUAUCCACUCUCUUUUAAGCUUUGUUUUGGUCUCCUCCAGCUCCUUGGAGAAAGGACGUGGCUCUUAAGUUCUAUGGUGCUGCUAUGUUCGUCAGCUAGUAGCUAACUUUCUCACAUUUCAUUGAUUAUAAAUAUUGAUAAGUGCAACUUUACAAUGAAGUUACAGAAAUAACUCCAAGUUUAGAAAAAACUCUUAAAAUGAAUGAAUGAAUUUGAGAAUUGGGGAAUCCUUCAGGUUACUUGGUGCAGGCCAGACCCAUUUGUGCAUAGCUAUUACAACGGAUUGAUUUAAGUGAACAAUUUCGCUGUUGCUGUAACUCUGUAAAUGAAUGCUCUCACCAUUUUUUGCUGUGUAUUUGUCUUUUAUAGUUAAACUCUUUUUUUUUUGUUGCUGCUUCUCUGAAACAAACACUGGCUUUUCAACUCCAAAGGUUGUUCUACAAAAGAAUAUGAACAAAAUCCUGCCUUUCUCACAGACUGCUCGACUUUACUGAGAAGAAGAAGAAAACAUCUGGUACCCUGGUUGAAUGCGCAGGCUGAGCUCAUUGAAGAUAAACAUGGAAAUGGAAUAUGUUUACAAAUAGGUCUCAUGUCAUGUAUGAUCAAUUCUUGCCAUGUAAAAAUCACUCGGUUCAAUUAGACUGGUUCUCGGUGUUGUGUAAAGACACAAAGAUGAAGAUUCCUCACCUUGUCUUUAAUCCAACUUUUGGGAUGGGUUAGCAUUACAUGAAUACAAGUGCACCUCCGAUAUUUGCCUUAGAACGUGCAGAGGCCAUAGUUCACAUUCAAGUGAAGUGAGUGUAUGCAGGGGCCUGGGCCCCCCAUCCCUGAGUCACCAGUGCGGACUUUCUCACACUUAUCUACCUGUGAAAUCCUUCAUACCUCUCAUAACUGGUCAAUGACUGUAUCAGCAAACUGCAUCAGGUGUUUUUUCUACAUGCUUUUUACACAGAUUAUAUGGAUUAUUGUAUUAGUCAAUUUUGGUGCAUCAUUUUUAAUGUAAUAGCUCUUAAGCUUGUAGUUCAAGUUGUUGUUUUUUCUUUCAUUUUUCUAGAUGACUGUUUUGUGUUAAUAUUGUCAAUUCGAAAUAGCUGUUAUUUGCUUAUUCUCUACUUAGAGUUCUUACCUUUAUAAUUUUUAAAUGCUACAUGACCCUAAUUAAUUAAAAUGACUUAAUAACCAUUGUAAAUACUGUAUUGUGCAAACCCAGUUUUCAUUAAUUUCAAUUGCUAGUGUUAUCUAAACGACUUUUUUGUCUAGACACCAUUUCUCUUUAUGAAAUAAAGAAACAUGCAUAUCA
Molecule: messenger RNA, 8496 nt
Organism: Platichthys flesus (European flounder)
Lineage: Eukaryota; Metazoa; Chordata; Actinopteri; Pleuronectiformes; Pleuronectidae
Gene: bach2b
Product: BTB and CNC homology 1, basic leucine zipper transcription factor 2b
Exons: 5
Coding region: 348-2807 (819 amino acids)
Biological process (GO): regulation of transcription by RNA polymerase II
Molecular function (GO): protein binding; DNA-binding transcription factor activity, RNA polymerase II-specific; RNA polymerase II cis-regulatory region sequence-specific DNA binding
Source: RefSeq, a predicted model, not a curated record